CAAAAAUGACGUGUUUGGGUGUUUAAUAAAUGAAUUUUUAUUGAAAAUUAAAAUCAGUGCCGUUGUCGAUAUGUCCUGACUGCAUUUAGUUGAAAAUAUUUUGAUUCUUUCCCGUAUUUUGUAUGUUUUGCGUUUGCAAUGGGCCUUUGUAAAUGCUCCAAGAAAAAAGUGACAAAUCAAUUUUGUUUCGAACACCGUGUCAAUGUUUGUGAACAUUGUAUGGUUUCAAACCAUUCCAAAUGUGUUGUACAGUCAUAUCUUCAGUGGUUGCAAGACAGUGACUAUGAUCCUAAUUGCCAUUUAUGUAAAACAGAACUUGCUGAAGGAGACUGUAUCCGACUAACAUGCUAUCAUGUGUUUCACUGGGAAUGUAUAAAUAAGUAUGCUAAUAGCUUACCUUCACAAACACCAUCAUCUGGCUAUGCAUGUCCUAUUUGCAACGUUUGCAUAUUUCCCCAGCCAAAUGCUGUGUCUCCUGUUACAGAUGCUUUGAAAAAUGCUCUUCUUAGAGUUAACUGGGCCAAGAUUGGAUUAGACCAUCCUACUACUGAAAAUAGUGUAGCCAAAGAAAAUCCAUCUUCAAAUAAUGUCCAGCUUACUCCAGUAAGAGCUAAAAGUGCAUUAGAGUUUAAUAGUGAGAAUAAAAACCUUCCUGUCAACAGUACUGCUGUUCCAAGUCGUUCAGAAUUAAAUAGUCCUAGACCAGAACCAUAUGGAGCUUCUUAUCCAAGUUCUUAUACAAGCCCUCGUAAGUUGUAUGAUGCAACAGAACAUGGACAUUUCAGGCCUACAAUGGUUGACCACGAUGAAGAUAAAUAUAAAAGACGUUCUGCCCUUGAAUUAUUAAGCAGAUGGUUCAGAUCCAGAACAUUUCAACCGAAGCAGCAGCACCACAAAAGAGAUGCCUUCAGAGAGAAAAGAGUCAUGUUUAAAAAGAUGACAAUUAUUUUAGGUUUGUUCCUAAUUGGUCUGAUUACAUUGUGCAUUUUUCUUCUAAAGUAUGGACGGGCCAGUGCUGAUUCUGAUCCGCUUCUUGAUCCUCGUUUCAAUCCAAACAUUCGGGUAGAAGAUGUUGAAGAAAUUCACUCCGUUGGAAAUCUUGAACCAAAACUAAUCGAUAAAAGCAGCUUAAAUGGAAAAGUGAAUGACUUAUUACCUGCUUAGUAAUAAGCAGCUAUAGAUCUAGAACUAAAUGUAUAUUUGCUUGAACUGUGUUGUACAUUCUUGCACUUUUUAUUGAAAACUAAUUUUUGUGAAA
This is a messenger RNA of Uloborus diversus, 1258 nucleotides long. RefSeq names its product zinc finger protein-like 1 homolog. The record is from RefSeq and is a predicted model, not a curated record. NCBI's taxonomy places the organism in Eukaryota, Metazoa, Arthropoda, Arachnida, Araneae, Uloboridae. The transcript is spliced from 6 exons. The coding region runs from base 139 to 1164 and encodes 341 amino acids. Gene Ontology annotation, cellular component: Golgi apparatus.